This is a messenger RNA of Doryrhamphus excisus (bluestripe pipefish), 2646 nucleotides long. Lineage: Eukaryota; Metazoa; Chordata; Actinopteri; Syngnathiformes; Syngnathidae. The record is from RefSeq and is a predicted model, not a curated record.
UGAGUCUUCACCGCUACAUCGUCACAAAGAAAGGUAGGCGAAGAAGAACCACAAAAUGAGCAGCGCUAAAGUGCUACAAAUGAACAUUCGAGGACUCUCCUAAACUCUCCAAGUCGAACUCGUCGACCGACAUCGUUUACUUCCGUGGAAGCUGAAAAUGAAUGAAAUUGUGAUGGAAUCCGAACCUCAGCUAUCAGCAGCCGAAGCUUGGGAAAGUGUGACCGCAGCUCUGAUGUCUCCUGGCUGCCAGGCGGGGGAGCACAACGUCCCGGACUCUGUGGUUCUGUUGUGGGAUCAGGGUUUGGGUCCGCUGCUGGUCAGCUGGUUGCUGGAGACGCUGCAGAUGCGUCUGUCUUCUUCUGUGGUUCCGGAAUUCUGGUCUGGACUCGGGCAGGUGGAGAACGAGCUGGAUGAGAGAGGUCGGGCCUGGGUUCUCCUCGCUGCUUUCCGGACUCUGCUGGAGCGCCUCCAAGUGUUUUUGGUUGGCUUGGAGAGGCUCGGAACCUGGCAGAGCAAGGGUCUUAUCGGACUGGGUGGACCGGAACCCCGGGGCCUCCAGGAACGGGCCUACGCCAUCAUCAGGGCUCUCCUCCUCUUCCCCCCAUCACAGGUUCUCCAAGAUAGAGUGCUGGAGUUCUACAGCAGGACCUUCUCCGUGUAUAUCAAACGAGAGGGGGAGGGGCAGGGCGGGGCCGAGGGUUCUGAUGCUCCAGAGGGGGGGCACUGCCCCGGCUGUGCUGUCCCGGUGGGCGAGUGCUGGUGUGAGGAGGCCCUCAAACAUCUGCAGGAGCUCAGUGACAUUCUGUCCAAAGUGGAGCUGCUGGAGUGGGUCAGCUCAGAUGCCAUCACCUCCAUCCUCCACAGGCUCAUCGAGCAGUGGAUGGAGCAGCACUGCAGGGGCGAGUACGAGCGCUCCUUCCUGCUGGACUUUCAGGAGUGGCUGGAACUGGUGGUGGGCUGGCUAGGUCGAGUGUUUGCCGGCCAGGAGAUCCGUGAGGGUCCCGGUGACCGGAGCGCUCCAUCUUCCAGCUCGGUGCUGAAGCAGUGGAGAUGCCACAUGCAUCAGUUCUUCUGCAGGAUCUACGUCAACAUGAGGAUCGAAGAGCUCUUCAGCAUCAUCCGAGACUUCCCAGAAUCCAAAGCCGCCAUUGAAGACCUCAAGUUCUGCUUAGAAAGAACCAACCAGCGCCAGCAGCUCCUCACCUCCCUCAAGUCCACCUUUGAGAGCCGUCUGCUGCACCCCGGCGUUCACACGUCUGACAUCAUCACCGUUUACAUCUCCGCUAUCAAGACGCUUCGUGAGCUCGACCCGUCCAUGGUCAUCCUGCAGGUGGCCUGCCAGCCCAUCCGAAAAUACCUCAGGACGCGUGAGGACACGGUGCGGCAGAUCGUGGACGGUCUGACAGGAGAUCCCGUGACAGGCUGCACCGAUCUGGCCUUUGAGCUUUCCAGAGGCGACCCGGUCACCCUGGAGAUGCAGGACAGCGAUGAGGAAGGUGGCGACCCCGAGGGCUGGACCCCGGACCCCACCGACGCCGUGGCCGACAAGACGGGCUCCAAGCGGCGCUCGUCCGACAUCAUCAGUCUGCUGGUCAGCAUCUACGGGAGCAAGGACAUCUUCAUCAACGAGUACAGAACCGUGCUGGCCGACAGACUGCUGCAGCAGCUCAACUACAACACCGCCAGGGAGAUUCGCAACGUGGAGCUGCUGAAGCUUCGCUUUGGAGAGUCGCACAUGCAUUACUGCGAGGUCAUGCUGAAGGACAUGGCCGACUCUCGCCGCAUCAACAGCAACAUUGGCGAGGAGGACUUGAGGUUAGGGGAGGAGCCUGCAUCCUCGUGGCUGUCGGCCAUCAUCAUGUCGUCUGAGUUCUGGCCGCAGUUGAAGGAGGAGAAGCUGGAGCUGCCGCCUGCCAUCAGCCACGCCAUGGAGGCCUUCACGCGGCGCUACGAGAAACUGAAGGCCAUGAGGACGCUGAGCUGGAAGCCUCACCUGGGCUCCGUCACGCUGGACGUGGAGCUGGAGGACCGCACGCUGAGCAACCUGACCGUGUCGCCCAUCCACGCCGCCAUCAUCCUGCACUUCCAGGACAAGAGUUCAUGGACGUUGGAGGAGCUGAGCGUGAAGCUGAGCGUUCCCAAAGAGGUGGUCCACAGGAAGCUGCUGCUCUGGCAGCAGCACGGCGUGCUGCGGGGGGACGGCGGCGGUCGGUACAGCGUGCUGGAGACGGGGUCCACCACGGAGAAGAUGGAGAGGGGAGUCAUGCUGAUCGACAGCGACGAGGAGAGAGACUCCAACACCACCACGCAGUCGGAGCAGCGGGAGGAGAAGCUUCAGCUCUUCUGGGCCUACAUCCAAGCCAUGCUGACCAACCUGGACAACAUGACCCUGGAACGCAUCCACUCCAUGUUGAGGAUGUUUGUCGCCACGGGGCCCGUCGUCACGGAGAUGGACGUCAACGAGCUGGAGGCCUUUUUGGAGAGGAAGGUCAGGGACCACCAGCUGAUGUUCUCCACAGGAGUCUACAGACUUCCCAAGACCACGUGAUGCUGCAUUCAGGCGCUGCUAGCAUGUGUGUUGACAAAGUGUAAUGCGUGUUGGAGGUAAGGCUUUAUUGGACAUUAAAACAACAACGCUACUGAUGG